UCCAGCCCCUUCAGGAAGAGGCUGUUUGCUGGAAUAAGAGCGAGUGAACCCUGCAUCGGCUCUCACUACUUCCUCAGUGUAGCUCAAAGGCAGGAACAAUGUUCUACAUCCUCCUGGUGCUGGGACUCGUCGUCCUCGCUUAUAUUUUCCGUCAAGUUGUGGUAAUAGGAAAGAGCUGCAAGAGCAAUGCAAAGCUGCAUGGGAAAACGGUGAUAGUUACAGGCAGCAACACUGGCAUAGGGAAGACCACGGCCAUAGAGCUGGCUAAAAGAAGAGCCAGAGUGAUCCUGGCCUGUCGCAGCAAGCAGAGAGGAGAAGCUGCUCUGCAGGACGUCAAGAGGGUGAGAACCACUGGAGCAGAGUUCAACUAUAUUGUUCUGGAAUGA
This is a messenger RNA of Poecilia latipinna (sailfin molly), 386 nucleotides long. RefSeq names its product dehydrogenase/reductase SDR family member 13-like. The record is from RefSeq and is a predicted model, not a curated record. The transcript has 3 exons. Lineage: Eukaryota; Metazoa; Chordata; Actinopteri; Cyprinodontiformes; Poeciliidae. Bases 99 to 386 code for a protein of 95 amino acids.